AUGGCUACGCAGCGCGUCUCCUCCCACCUCGCCGCCGCUCUCCUCCUCACCUCCCUCCUCGCGCCGCUGGCUGUCGCCCAACCGUGGCCUGUGUGCCGGAAAGAUGCAUUCUACACGACGGGCAGUACAUACCAGUUGAACCUCGACCGGCUGUCGGCCACCCUCCCGACCAACGCCUCACGGUCCCUUUUCGCCACGGCCGCGGUGGGCGCUGCCCCGGCGGACACCGUCUACGCCCUCGCGCUCUGCCGCGGCGACUCCAACGGGUCCGCCUGCGAGUCCUGCGUCGCCGCGGCCUUCCCGGAGGCGCAGCAGCUGUGCGGCCUCGACGAGGACGUGGCCGUCUUCUACGACGACUGCAGCCUCCGCUACUCCGGCCAUGACUUGCUCGCCAACGACACAAGCAGGGUCAACCUCACCAUGAUAAUCAACCAGGCGAACGUCAGUGCACCAGCGGUGAAGGAGUUCGACGCCGCCGUCAGCGUGCUGCUCAACGCCACCAGCGAUUACGCCGCUAUGAACUCGUCGCGGCGGUUCGCCACGGGGGAGGACGCGGGCUCCGGCGGCGGCGGCGGCACCAGCAGCAGCUACUACCCGGCCACCAUCUACGGGCUGGCGCAGUGCACGCCGGACAUGUCGCCGGCGGACUGCCGAAGCUGCCUCCACGACAUGAUUGCCUUGACGCCGCAGUAUCUCAGCGGGCGGCAGGGCGGGAGGAUCAUCGGGGUGCGCUGCAAUUUUAGGUACGAGCUGAAUAAAUUCUUCAACGGAAACCCGACGCUCCGGCUGCAGACGCCAUUCGGGCGGGCGCCGGCGCCGGAUAACGCGACGCCUACUACGGUGACUCCAGGAGGAAGAAAGAGGAACAGAAUGAAGAUUGUUCUAGCAAUUACAUUGCCUUUAGUUGCUUUAAUGCUUGCUGUCACUAUAUUUUGUCUCUGCUUUUGGAGGGGAGGACCAGAAAGAGAGCAUGCACCACCUUAUUCAACUAAACCUGAGGACAUUGAAGGCAUUGGUUCACUUCUUCUUGAUCUAUCAACAGUACGUGCAGCAACUGAUAACUUUGCUGACAGCAACUGGAUUGGUGAAGGUGGUUUUGGAGCAGUUUAUAAGGGUGUACUUCCUGAUGGCCAACAAAUAGCCGUGAAAAGAUUCUCAUGUAGUUCAGGGCAAGGAAUACAAGAGCUGAAAAACGAGCUUGUUUUGGUUUCCAAACUUCAACACAAGAAUCUUGCUAGGCUUGUUGGUGUUUGCUUACAAGAACAUGAGAAACUCCUCGUGUAUGAAUACAUGCCCAAAAGAAGCAUCGACACAAUUCUCUUUGAUCCUGAGAAAAGUAAGGAGCUAGAUUGGGGAAGGAGAUUGAAGAUAAUAAAAGGAAUUGCUCGGGGCUUAAAUUAUCUUCAUGAAGAUUCCCAAUUGAAGAUUAUCCACCGAGACCUAAAAGCAAGCAACAUCCUUUUAGACUCUGACUAUACACCCAAAAUUUCAGACUUUGGCCUGGCUAGGUUAUUUGGAGGGGAUCAAUCGCAGGAGGCUACAAAAUCUGUAGUUGGAACAUAUGGAUACAUGGCACCAGAAUAUGCCAUGCUUGGUCACUAUUCUAUAAAGUCAGAUGUCUUCAGCUUUGGCGUCUUGAUUUUAGAAAUAUUAACCGGAAGAAGAAGCAGUGGCUCCUAUAACUUAGAUGAAUCUGCUGAUCUCAUAAGUCUUGUGUGGGACCAUUGGACUGCGGGAACAAUUGUCGAGAUCAUGGAUUCAUCUCUGAGAGGCCACGCUCCUGGAGACCAGAUGGUUGCUUGUGAGUCCAUGCUUAUCACCGACUGGAACAAGGUUGCCAAGAAGCUCUUGAUGGGCAACCAUGUGGUUAUUCUUGUAGAGAGUGUGGUCAUGAAUCAUGAAAUAUUUUAG
Molecule: messenger RNA, 1911 nt
Organism: Miscanthus lutarioriparius
Lineage: Eukaryota; Viridiplantae; Streptophyta; Magnoliopsida; Poales; Poaceae
Source: the annotation of a GenBank genome assembly